GACCAUUGCCAUUCGGUCACACUGGUUCUGCGUAAAACUAUAUUUUAGCUUUGUGACUUUGAUUAACAAUUGAUAAACGAAAGCAACAGCCCCGACGGGCAGUGAGCACAGCACGGCAAAGAUCCGGACUAAUGGCAGGCGGCCACGAAAUGCGCGGGUCGAAAGGCAGCAAACGUCAAAACGCCAAACUAGAGCAACUGCAACUGUAACUGUUAACCCUUGGCAGGGUAGCAGUGGUAGUGGACGAGGGGAAGAGUAAGAGAGGUGGGGACGCUAAGAGGAAGAAGAAGAGCACAUCUUGAAUUCCGGAGCCGAACGCAAUGGAGCUACCAUCUACUCCGGUGGUCCUAAAGCCCAUGCCAGCAUCGUCGUCAUGCCUGGCGGAUAGGAACCCAGUGGAUCCCAUUACUGUCAGGUCGCAGGUCGGUGGCGAGGAAGAGGAAGAAGAGGGAGGAGAGGAAGACGACGAUGAGGAUGAACCCAAGGAGGAGGAGGCCUUCUAUGAGGCGCGCAACGGCAACGAAAGCGAUGAACUGGAACAGGCUUUCCAGAGUGCUCUGACUUUGACCAACGAUGUUCAGGUUAGUGUUAGCGAGGUUGAGGACCACGAUAUACCUUUGGUAUCUGGAAACCAAGACGUCGAGGAUCCACAAAAGCUGGGGGCUUGCGCGAUGGCACAUUUAUGUGAUGAAUCGCCCAAAGAAGAAAAAACCCCAGAGUCCAAGGAGCCCAGGGAACCCUGCCAUCAGACCCUGCUUUCCACCAAGUCCUGCGAGACGCCUGCCAACAAUUCCACACUCUCGCCUACAAAUUCUUAUAAUGGCAGCAUUGGUAGCGAUGGGGGCAGUAGCGUAGGCGGUGGCGCUCGUCGGAAAUCCUGGACACUGUCGCCUCAAAGCGGCGGCUCCACACCUCUCAGUGGAGCCAAGAAGAAGACCAAGGCGGGUGCACCGGCCAGCACAUUGUCGAACGCAAACGGAGAUGGCUUUAAUCUGUGGGUGGCACGUGAGUGCUUCGAAACCGUUCCCGCUGAGAUGGUGGAUACUCUAAGCAUGGCUGAAGUUGAUGAAGAGGUCGAGGAGGAGGAGGACGAGGAGGCGGCUGCCGUUGAAAGUCUUCUAGGAGCCGCAGCUGCUCUCCAAGCCAGUGCCCAUGUUCAGCGCCGUCAACAGCAGCAACAGAAGCAACAGCAACAUCAUCAUUUGCGACAGCCCUCGCCGCCACAACAUCGUCCGCUGGAACGCUCUUGGCCACCUCGAGCCGUUGGUCGGGAUCUUAAACUUCAGGGCGAUGUCUUCCAGUUCGACAUACUGGACACGGAUGAGCGACUGGCCGAGGAAAUGGCCCAGGGUAGUGGAAGUUCCAACAACUCUCCCCUGGCUACACCACCCAUGCGGUUUAAGCCCCUGCUUAAAAAAAAGAUCGGACCCGAUAGCUACAUCAACACCAUUAGCACACAAAAGGUGCCGGUCCACCAGAGCUAUGAGUUCCCAACCUUCCCAAGCUCCUCGAAUGUUGGGCCAUCGUCCGCGUCGCCCAACAGUCUCCAAUUUCCGUAUCUGCGUCAGCAUCGUCCGCUCACCCGUGCCCUUUCCAAUGGCAAGGCUGGAUCAUCGGAGGAGCAAUCCUCUCCACGUCUGCUACUCUCACCAAAACGUCCGAGGAGUCCUCCCUCGGGCUGCUCUACGCGCAGUGCCUCUCCCCUGGAUCUUAGCUUAAGUCCGGAACAGCACUCGCCUACCAGAGGCAGGGGAGUAGGUGGAGCUCUUCAAGAGGUGGUGCCGCCAGGAACACCAACAUUUCAUGGCCAGCGACCUCAACAACGACUCCUCAAACGUGUGGGCGGUGGAGCCGGAGCUAGUACAACAGGAGGGGUUAUUGCGUCACCAUUGGUAUGUCCACCCACACCUACUCACCAUGCCCGACGGCAUGCCCGCCUCCAAGCCGUCACUGCCAACUCCAGCCUCGCCAGCGUAGGAGGGAUCCCAUCGGAUCCCCCAGCAGCCUCUAGUCAAUUGGACUACAUCUACCUGCAGGAUGGUAGCCAAGAGCAGGGUCCGGAGCCGACAGACGAAGUGGUGCACAUUAGCAGUACCCGCUUGCCCUCCAUUCCGGAACGCAGUGCUGCUGCAGCAGCAGCGGCAGCGGCGGCGGCAGCAUCAACUGGUGCGGCUAUUUUGGAACCCGGAUCGGGUACAGUGUCCGGAUCUUGCGGAGCUGGAGCUGCGGGAGAGCCACCACUUCCACCCGCUUGGGAGGCGCGCAUGGAUAGCCACGGGCGGAUCUUUUACAUCGAUCACACAACGCGAACGACCUCCUGGCAACGGCCAGGAGCGGCACCGAGUGGUGGGCCAGCAGGAAGGGAGCAACACCAUCGCCAGCAGCUGGAUAGACGGUAUCAGAGUAUCCGCCGCACCAUUACAAAUGAGAGUAGAGCUGCGCAACUUUACAAUCUACCACCCUCUGCCAAUAGCAACGGCAACGCCGCAGCUGCAGCUGUUCCUCCACCUGCCUCGGCUAUCCAUCCUGCAAUUCUGAUGCUCUGCCGUCCGGAUUUCUAUUCCCUGCUGCAUACCAACGAAGCUGCUUUGGCCAUCUACAACCGGAAUGCCGCGCUUAAGCACAUGGUCAUGCGCAUCCGAAGGGAUCCACAGUGUUUCCAGCGGUAUCAGUAUAAUAAGGAUCUGGUAGCGCUGGUUAACACUUUUGCCCAGAUGGGUAGGGAAUUGCCCUCCUGCUGGGAGACCAAGUUGGAUCAAUCGGGCAAACAGUUCUUUAUUGACCACCAACACCGCCGCACCUCAUUCAUGGAUCCUCGUCUGCCGGUGGAGUGUCCACGUGUGGUGCGCCAUCGCCAGCAACAUACGCAGCAACAGCCAGGUAUGGGCUACUACUACCCAGAUCUGGUGGAUGGCAACUGCCUUUCGGCCACCAGUGGUCAUAUUAGCGCCAGUCCUGGAACCUCUGUGUCUGGAGUGCCGCCCUUGCCUCCGCCGAGGCCGUCGUCGUCAUCCUCGUCCAGGGGUAGUCAUGGACAUGGUCACAACUGCACCACAACGGCAGUCAUCGCCUGUGGUCUUAACGCAGACCGAUCAGCAUAUGGUGCCGUUGGAAUAACAGGAGCAGGGGCGACUGCAGCCGGAUACGAAGAUGUUCCCAUUGCCUACAACGAGAAGGUCAUUGCCUUCCUGCGCCAGCCGAACAUCCUGGAGAUCUUGCGAGAGCGCCAGGGCCAGCACACAAUGUCCCGGCCGCUUCGUGAAAAAAUCAAUAUACUCCGAGUGGAGGGUGUUCCAGCUCUCGAGAGAUUGGGCCAUGACCUACAACUGACAAUUUUGCUGAGCCUGUUCGAGCAGGAGAUCAUGAGCUAUGUUCCUAUUGAAGAGCGCAGUCCACAGGGAUCGCCAGUCCUGAGCUCACGGAUGCCACAGCGGGCGCCGCCACCAUUCCGACGGGAUUUCGAGGCCAAGUUGCGCAGCUUCUAUCGCAAAUUGGAGUCCAAGGGCUAUGGCCAAGGACCACACAAGCUUAAACUGCACAUCCGUCGUAGCCAUUUGCUAGAGGACGCCUUCCGUCGCAUCAUGUCCGCCAACAAGAAGGACCUGCAACGCGGACGUCUUGCCGUACUCUGGGACACGGAGGAGGGUUUGGACUAUGGCGGUCCGUCCCGCGAGUUCUUCUUUCUGCUCUCCCGCGAGCUGUUCAACCCAUACUACGGGCUGUUCGAGUACUCAGCAAAUGACACGUACACGGUGCAGGUGUCGCCUCUGUCGGCGUUCGUGGACAACUGCCAUGACUGGUUCCGCUUCAGUGGCCGUGUUCUGGGAUUGGCUCUUGUACAUCAAUAUCUAUUGGACGCCUUCUUUACGCGACCCUUUUACAAGGCACUGCUGCGUUUGCCUGUGGCGCUCAGUGACUUGGAGUCGCUGGACAACGAGUUUCAUCAGUCGCUGCAGUGGAUACGCGACAACGACAUCGGCACUGGCGUGGAUCUCGGCCUGACAUUCUGCGUUACUGAGGAGCUGCUCGGCCGUGUGGUGGAGCGCGAACUGAAGCCGGGCGGCAAGAAUAUAAUCGUCAAUGAGAAGAACAAGAAGGAGUACCUGGAGCGCAUGAUAAAAUGGCGGCUGGAGCGUGGAGUUCAAGAGCAGACAGAGUCACUGGUGCGUGGCUUUUACGAGGUGGUCGAUUCGCGACUCGUCUCCGUUUUUGAUGCCCGUGAACUGGAGCUGGUGAUCGCAGGCACCGCCGAGAUAGACACGAAUGAUUGGCGCCUCAACACGGAGUAUCGUUCGGGCUACCACGAUAACCAUCAGGUGAUCGUGUGGUUCUGGCAGGUUAUCGAGCGCUUUAGCAAUGAGCAGCGACUGCGUCUCCUACAGUUUGUGACUGGCACCUCGAGCAUCCCCUACGAGGGCUUCUCGGCGCUGCGCGGUUCGACAGGCCCAAGGCGAUUCUGCAUCGAGAAAUGGGGCAAGCCAAACGCCCUGCCCCGUGCCCAUACCUGCUUCAACCGGCUUGACCUGCCACCCUAUCCCACGCCCGAACUGCUCUACGAGAAGCUGCUGCUGGCCGUCGAGGAAACCAACACGUUCGGCAUCGAGUAGGCACGUGAUAUUGCACCUCAGCCUCACUUUGUUGCACCCACACCCCGAAACGCUUUAUUUCGAUUUUAGAAGUUUUUAUAAAUUGCCUAAGUCUAGAUAGUCGCAGGUGUUGCAGAAGUCCCAGUCGUUUGAAAGCCAUUAGUUGGGUUCUUAGAAGGCGGAAGAAAUCAAAACCAAAUCUUAAUUCCUAAUCCUUUUAAGACACCUCAAUUUGUGUUUCAAUCUGCUAGAACUUCUGCUACACUUGUGAUCGUACUGUAGUUAUUUAUAUACGUAGGUUACCCGUCCCCUUUAAAAAGAAAAACAAGAAAAGCCUAGCCAUAGACAGACUUGCUACUUUAGGCAUGGCAUCCCAUUAGUUCGUAGGAAAAUUGCCUUCGCCUUCGUUUGCCGUUUGCCGUUCACCGAAUGGAAGUUACCUCAAGAGCAAAACGGCUUGCCAGCGCCGCCAGUCAUUAGUUCUAAGAUCUACACACACGACCCAGAAGGAGGAUAACUUCUAAGCCUAAACAUCCUUCGCUCGUCUCUGCCUGAUUUACACUCGAAACGAUGCCAACUGCCUCUAGAAAAAUGUAUGAACGAUGCUAAAAUUAACGCUGCUCCCCUUGCAGUUUAGCAGGCUCCAAAGAUUAAGAAAAAUAGAGAGAGAGAGAGAGAGAGAGCAGAGGCAACUCUACGCCAAUACUUAACUAGCUUAUAAUGUUGUCUUAGCCUUAACUCGAAUUCCAACUCAAAUUUCGAACACUCCCUAGAUGUGUGCAUUCCAAAUAAGCGUACUGUGGAUGUCAGUUAUUAUAGCAUAUAUAAUAUAUAUAUAUAUAUAUUUACCCAUCUCCUUUAAUCCCAAAAAAAAGUAUGUAAAUUGUUUUUGAAUUUACAUGAUAACAACCUUGAACAGUCCGUAUAGAAGUUUUCAUGUGCUUACCUGCCUGCCUGACCGCUCUGGCCAGGACAGGCUAAAGGCACAUCCUAGCUCCGAUCGGGUUUAUACGGUUUAUUAUAUACACAAAAAUUGGCUGCUGUUUUGCCAACGAUUACAAAUUGGUCCAGUGCGUUGCUUCGGCUUUAUUGGUUCUUUCGGCGCAUAUAAUUAACGAUAAUAUUGAUUAUAUUUAACGAAAAAGAAAAACAAACAAACAAACAAAAUUCAAAAUGUAGCUAAAUAAUUGAAAAAAAAAAAAGAAAAACAAAAAGGUUUUUAUGAUUAGUAUUUAUCGAAAGCGAAAACGAAAACGAAACAAAAGGAUAAACUAAAUGGUGAUUUAUUUACAUGUAUUUUUGGCAUUAGUUGAUACGGAAAGCGACAGAGACGGAGAACCAGAAAUGGAGAGAGACAGAGCGAUAGACAGAGCUGGAGUCACUGAAAGGGACAGAGAUAGAAUGAUAUAAAACGCUUUUUGAACUACUUAUUGAUAAUUGAUGAUUGUUUUAAUGAAUUAUUACUGUGCGUGUAUUUAUGAACAAAUUAACUAUAAUUAUAAACAAAUAAAUGUGAGCCUUUUACUUCAAAAGCAAA
Molecule: messenger RNA, 6123 nt
Organism: Drosophila eugracilis
Lineage: Eukaryota; Metazoa; Arthropoda; Insecta; Diptera; Drosophilidae
Gene: Hecw
Product: E3 ubiquitin-protein ligase HECW2
Exons: 5
Coding region: 321-4607 (1428 amino acids)
Biological process (GO): regulation of dendrite morphogenesis
Molecular function (GO): protein binding; ubiquitin-protein transferase activity
Source: RefSeq, a predicted model, not a curated record